AUGAACACUCUCAAGGUCCACCAAGGGAGGCUAGAGAACCUGAAUGAUCUCACUUUCUACCGCAACUUCACCGAGAACAUCUUGCCCCUUCCAGAAUCGACAAUCAAUGUCGCUGUGCGAAAUGCUAAGUACGUGCCACUGGCACCUCGACCCCCUAGACCUCCAGUUCUCCGCACUCCAUCAGGACACCGCAUUCUAUGUCCCAAACCCGGCACAGCCCUACCAAACAACAACUCGCCUGGAAAAGGUCCUCAGUCUGGCUUUACAAUGGGAACUCACACCCUUGAGCCGAUCCAGGGGGAACACUUCCCCGACCUUGGCCUGCACGCGAGUAAAGAUUGGCUCCCCUUUCUCUUACCAAAGCAAGAUCGAACCGUUGACUUAGAGAAAUUGGCGGCGGAGGUCCGCCGCCUGGAAGCCUCUUGUCGUCGACGCACUGGAGGACGAGGCCCACUGCCGGCUCACAAUUGGGUUUGGCCUGAAGCUGCCCCCUUCAGCACAAUAGGGAUAUCCACCUCUGUUCCGGGAGCCUCUGUGUGGCACAUUGACGACGCCCCGGGCGGAACGGAUGAUGAGAUGCAGGGCGUUGAAAUGUGGACUAGCGAACAGUACGGUCCUGGUGAAACUUCGACUGUGGCAUCAGCCCCGCAAGCUCAGGCCGACAGGGGAGUACACAACCAUCCGCUUGAAGGGGCGCAGCUACAGCCUGAUCCGCUACCCAGCUUUGACUGUUUCUUACGGAACACGUUUGAGGGAGUUAAUCCACAGCAGGAGCCGCUGCCUCCGGGUUCAGUCGGCUUCUUCAACAUGUCUCCCGAGCAUGAGACUGCUUCCGCCGGAGGACCUAUCUUUCCAGGGCCAUUGAAGUGCCGCGAAGAGUUCGAGCCGGGCUGUGCAUCAUCUUCUACCGGAGGUACAAAGGCAAGAAACCGCGCCCGCGUUUACAAAGGAAAACAAAAGUGUAGUUCCUAUCGCUGA
Molecule: messenger RNA, 978 nt
Organism: Capronia coronata CBS 617.96
Lineage: Eukaryota; Fungi; Ascomycota; Eurotiomycetes; Chaetothyriales; Herpotrichiellaceae
Exons: 1
Coding region: 1-978 (325 amino acids)
Source: RefSeq, a predicted model, not a curated record